AAGGAGUGAGCAAUCAUAGGGUCGCCGUGGGGCAAUGCCAUUCAUUAUUGGAGUUGAGCGAUCCUUUUCAGUAUAGCUUCCAAUCAGAGACAGAAUCUGCUCGAGAAAUCAUGGCAGCAGAAACAACAAGUGGCUGCCACAGGGUUUCUGAGACCAACUGUGGACGAAAGUCUUGAAGAGACCUUUGUCAGUUGUUCUGAAAGAGCCCUAAGAGGAAGAAGAAGAAGAAGAAGAAGGCGCGGGCAACAACAUGAGGGAAGACUUGUCAGCCAUUCUGUUCCUGGUCCUGCUCGCAUUCUCAGCGGCCAUCUUCAAUUCCUACAAUGGCAGUGGCACAAGCUCCGCUGUCCUCUCCUUUCGUCUCACCCCUGUGACUAUGUCUGCCCCGGCUCCCAUUGAUUCUGCUCCUGCAACUAUGUCUGCUCCUGCUCCUGCUCCAGCUCCUACUGAUUCUGCUGCUGCGCCGAUGCCUGAGUCUGCACAUGAAAUGGCCAACGCCACACUCAGCACCGUCUCCAAUGCUUCAGCGACGGCGGGCUCGGGCUCGACGCAAACGAGAGGCAGCGGUGUUGAGAUGAGCAGGUUGGAGAAGCUGGAGGAGGGUCUCGCCAGGUCGAGGGCUGCCAUUAGAAGGGCUGCUCUGGCGAGAAACUACACUUCUUAUCGGAAGCGCCGGGGCUUUGUGCCGAGGGGGCCCAUCUACCACAACUCUUAUGCAUUUCAUCAGAGCUACGUAGAGAUGGAGAAGAGGCUGAAGAUAUGGAUCUACAGGGAAGGGGAGCCACCCAUUUUCCAUGAUGGUUCUAGCAUGGGACUGUAUUCGAUAGAGGGCCAUUUCAUCCAAGAGAUGGACAAGCAACGGCUGCCCUUCAUCACCAAUGACCCAGAGCAGGCCUUGCUCUACUUCCUUCCAUUCAGCGUUGAAAGAAUGGUCAGGUUCUUUUACAAGAAGGGCAGUACUGUGAACGUUGUAAAACUCAUCUCGGUCGUGAUCAGUGACUAUGUCCAGGUGGUAGCAAACAAGUACUCAUAUUGGAACAGCUCCAACGGUGCAGAUCAUUUCAUGGUUGCCUGCCAUGACUGGGCGCCAUAUGCUACUGUAAAACAAGAAGUCAUCAAAAGUUUGAUGAGGGUGAUAUGCAGUGCCAACAUCUCAGAAGGCUUCAACCCGAGAAAGGAUGUACCGCUCCCGGAAUUCAACUUCAGGUUUCGCCUCCCAACAGUUGUCAGAACCCUGACUCCACCUUCCUCAAAAAGGACGUUAGCAUUUUUUGCAGGAGGCAACCAUGGCUCCGUCAGAAAGUUCCUCUUUGAACAAUGGGAUGGCAAGGACCCGCAGAUUCAAAUCUUUGAACGCUUACCCAGAGGCCAAAGCUACAAGGAGCACAUGAUGAAUGCCAAGUACUGCCUAUGCCCAAGUGGAUAUGAAGUCGCCAGUCCCAGGCUCACUGAAUCCAUACUGGCUGGUUGCGUGCCGGUGCCGAUUUCCGAUGGCUAUGUGCUCCCCUUCAGUGAUGUUUUAGAUUGGUCUCAGUUUUCCGUUUCAAUUCCAGUUCAAAAGAUACCCAAACUUAAAGAGAUUCUGAGUAACAUUUCUGAACAUUCAUACUUGAAGUUGCAAGCAAAUGUUAUGAAGGUCCAGAAGCACUUUGUGAUUAAUGACCCUCCCAAGAGGUUUGAUGUCGUGCAUAUGUUGUUUCAUUCCAUAUGGCUCAGAAGACUUAAUGUGAGCGUAACUGUUGUGUUUGCAAAUCAAAUAAAGGAUCAUGACAAAAUUAAUGAGAGCAACGAUCCAGGAGAAGGAUCCGUGCAUCAUCUCAACACAAAAGCAAAGAUUGAAGUCAUUCCUAAAGUUAAGAAAAUGGAUUACUGGGCUCGAAGUAUUGCACAUCAGCAGGCUUUAACGUCAAAGCCUAUUGAUGCCAAUGAUUUAGCUACCUCCAUUCUUGGUGUUGGUGGGCUUCCGAUUCAUGAAUACGAGGCUUUUCAAACAGCUCUUAACACUCGAUUAGAAGGUAUUACCCUGUGUAACCUUCUUGGGAUGCUCCGCACUCAUGAGGCAUUGCUUCAAGACAUUGAAAACAUGUCUCCACCUUCUACUAAUGUCACCUCUAAAUCGGAUGCAACAAUAGGCACAACAACAAAUACAAAUGACAUCCUCAAAGUACUUAAACAAGUGCGGAAAACAAAAGUUCUCUUGUUUUGCAUGUGGUCACACAGCAUAACUGUGCUAUACAACAUGUCAAUUAUGCCGAAAACAUUGUCAUGGACACCAGCGAUGCAAGUCCUUUCAGAAAGACCAAGACAGUUGCAGACUCUAUUUCACACUAGAGCUAUUGCUCAAGCAGAUACUAGUGGAUGGUACCUAGAUGCGAGUCCCACCCAUCAUGUGGCAUCGGAAUUUAGUGUCUCAGUUCAGCAUAUAAAGGGAUGA
Nymphaea colorata (pocket water lily) is the source of this 2434-nucleotide messenger RNA. Its product is annotated as probable glycosyltransferase At5g20260. The record is from RefSeq and is a predicted model, not a curated record. The transcript has 5 exons. NCBI's taxonomy places the organism in Eukaryota, Viridiplantae, Streptophyta, Magnoliopsida, Nymphaeales, Nymphaeaceae. The coding region runs from base 251 to 2434 and encodes 727 amino acids. Gene Ontology annotation, molecular function: glycosyltransferase activity.